AUGUCUGAACCGCACGCAGAUCACAGUAAGAAGUUCGAGAAACACGCCGAAAAGGCCGGUGAAGAGGCUAAGAAGGCCGUCGAUGAAUUGAAGAAGGACGAUAAGGUGUACAAGAAGAAGUUGCAAGAGGGUGAGAAUUAUGUAGUGGAACGGGUGCGUGAGUUUGCUUCCUUUGCCUCCACCCAAGUUGCUAACACUAUGAACUAUGCGUGUGGGGUUGCACACUCGACGGCUGCCCGUGCGCAAUCCCUUGCUUGCAGAGCUGCUUCUAGAAGUGCAAACCCAGUAAUUUUGGUCAACUUGUUGCUUGGUACAGGCGUGGUAGCCGCCCUGCUCACCGGAUACGCCAAAUACGACACCCGUUAUUUGAAGGAUAAGUCCGAUGGGGCCAUUUUGUGUGUUGUCGGGAGUGCCACCGCGCUCUUGGCACUAGACACAGUGCUCUCAGCAAAGUACUAUUCGAAAUUCGACAAGAAAUAA
Molecule: messenger RNA, 480 nt
Organism: Torulaspora delbrueckii
Lineage: Eukaryota; Fungi; Ascomycota; Saccharomycetes; Saccharomycetales; Saccharomycetaceae
Gene: OM14
Product: Om14p
Exons: 2
Coding region: 1-480 (159 amino acids)
Cellular component (GO): mitochondrial outer membrane
Molecular function (GO): nascent polypeptide-associated complex binding
Source: RefSeq, a predicted model, not a curated record